Arvicola amphibius (Eurasian water vole) is the source of this 975-nucleotide messenger RNA. RefSeq names its product cancer/testis antigen 55-like. The record is from RefSeq and is a predicted model, not a curated record. The transcript is spliced from 6 exons. Bases 1 to 975 code for a protein of 324 amino acids. NCBI's taxonomy places the organism in Eukaryota, Metazoa, Chordata, Mammalia, Rodentia, Cricetidae.
AUGUCCUUCCAUCUGCUCAGACCCUCUAAGGCUCUGUCAGAGUUUACAGCCAGGGCUAUGCAUUUGCUGCUGGCGAUGAGGCAGGCUUACACUAGUAAUAGUGGGGGUUUCCAGAGCUUCCUGCGCAGGGAAGAUGCACGCUGCACUCGUGCUCUCUGGGACAGGUCACCCACAGAUGCCAUGGAGGUGUCAUUCGAUAACUUCAAGUUGAAGUCUGUCAGAGGCAUUGUGACCCAUCUCUGUCCCGACUAUGGCUGGAUUAAUGAAACCAUCUUCUUUAAUCCUGACAUGGUGUGUGGAAAUGUUCCAGUGACUGUUGGCAUGAGCGUCAUUGCUCUUGUCGAAGAGGAUGAAACAACUCAUGCAGUGAAAACCAUCAAAGUAAAAGUCAUGUCUGAUCCUAUCUAUGGUAUUGAACCAUCAGAAUUUGACAAAAGACUUUGCAUUAAGUGUGUGACUUACACAACAAAGAACAGCAUCUUCAUAAGCAAGGAAACAUGUUUCCCCAUGGAACUACUUUCUGGAGGAUUUUUGCCCUUUAAAGGGGACUUGUUGCUGGUUGAGUAUUCCUUGAAGCCAGGCACUUCGAACAUCACUAUUCACACUGUGAGCAUGCUAAACUCCCAGAAUAUGGAUGAGGUCUGUGUGACCAGCAUUGAUGGAAGAACUGGUGUGGUAGACGACAUCAUCUUUUUCACCUUGGACUCUCUCCAGAAGCCUAAUGACUAUACUCCAGGGCUGUACGACAUUGUGAACGUAGUAGCUGUGGACAGUAUUCAACCUAACUGUUCUUGGAGAGCAGUAUCAAUGGUCCCAGUGGAAAUGUGCAUUGACCAGGCCUCAUAUUUUCCUUCUACUCCACCUUGUCAGGUUGAAGACCAUCUUGUUAGGGAUCAGUCUAGGAGAAUUCAGUGUUCAUGGUCAAAUGGGGUAGCAGAAUUAGGACUGUUCCAUCUCACACUAAGUGAAGCUUAG